Molecule: messenger RNA, 691 nt
Organism: Quercus lobata
Lineage: Eukaryota; Viridiplantae; Streptophyta; Magnoliopsida; Fagales; Fagaceae
Product: serine/threonine-protein phosphatase 7 long form homolog
Exons: 3
Coding region: 47-691 (214 amino acids)
Biological process (GO): meristem maintenance; meristem development
Source: RefSeq, a predicted model, not a curated record
CAAAAAUGACUUGAUAUAGGCACUUAUAUGUUAAUUCUUCUAUAGUAUGGCUGCUGCAAAUGCUGGACGCAUUGACUAUACACAGCCUGGACCCAUUGACGACUCGGUGUUGACACAGCAGGCGACGCAUCGGUCCGAAGCUAUUUGGAAUGGGCGGGAUCCAGGGUCCAUUACCUACCGUAGUCGUAGUUCAGAGUUCUCCAAGCAACCUCCAAUGGUGGACGACCGAGUGAGGAACAUCAUCACCACAGUUGGUUUGGAGGGACUCCUGUGGGUCCCGGGUAGAGAGAUUGACAAUGGCCUGAUAACGGCCUUAGUGGAGCGAUGGCGGCCCGAGACUCACACCUUUCACAUGCCACAUGGUGAGGUGACCAUCACAUUGCAGGAUGUGGAGGUUCUUCUCGGGCUUCCUGUUGAUGGUGAUGCUAUAACAGGGAGCACACAAAAAACUUGGGUGGAUGUGUGCCGGGACUUCCUUGGCUUUCAACCUGUAACUCAAAACAAUCAUAAGCAACUUGAUGGGCAAAGGAUUCUCAUCAACCGCCUUUUGGAGGAAGUUGCUAACUCAUUGCCGCCUGAUGCUGAAGAGGAUCAGCUGCAUAAGUACGCACGAUGCUACAUCCUAGCGCUAUUGGGGGACACAAUAUUCAUGGACAAAUCUGGCGAUAGGGUGCAUCUAAUGUGGGUGUAG